Molecule: messenger RNA, 456 nt
Organism: Phaethon lepturus (White-tailed tropicbird)
Lineage: Eukaryota; Metazoa; Chordata; Aves; Phaethontiformes; Phaethontidae
Gene: PUDP
Product: haloacid dehalogenase-like hydrolase domain containing 1
Exons: 3
Molecular function (GO): phosphatase activity
Source: RefSeq, a predicted model, not a curated record
CAUGAACUUCUCCAAUGUGAGUCCUUCCCACAGGCUGCAGUUCUUCCAGGGGUUGAUAAGCUGAUCCGUCAUUUACACAAACACAACAUACCCAUAGCUGUUGCCACCAGCUCAGCUGAAGUGACAUUUCAGAUGAAAACAGCCAGACACAAAGACUUCUUUGGUCUUUUUCAUCAUAUUGUGUUGGGAGAUGACCCCGAGGUGAAGCAUGGCAAGCCACAGCCUGAUGCAUUUCUAGUUUGUGCAAAGAGAUUUCACCCUCCUGCACCUCCAGAGAAGUGUCUCGUGUUUGAAGAUUCACCACUUGGAGUCAAAGGAGCAUUGGCAGCCGGGAAGCAAGUGGUUAUGAUUCCAGAUGAAAAAUUAAAUCCAGAUCUUAAAAAGGAGGCAACACUACUGCUGAACUCCAUGGAGGAUUUCAAACCAGAACUGUUUGGUUUACCAGCAUAUGAUUAA